AUGGACAAUGGUCAGAAUACCAGCCGGAUAAAACGGUGCAUGAAAAUUCAAGGCUGUUGGCGAUUAAUGCAAAAUAACCAUCUUCCUGUCAUCUUACCCAAGGCUAACUGGAAUACUCGCGUUCGUCUGCGUUCACGCGACGGUAUCAAUUUCUGGCUUGAUGUUGAUCCAGAUUAUCAGCUCCGUGCCCAGGACCAUGAAAGUCUCAUCCGGGCCGCUUUGGGCAAGCUCAGUAUUCACAACCAAUGGUGGAUCGCCGAUGUCUAUGUAGUGGAAGAGGACGACGACCAUGACACCAAUCCUGAUACUGUGAAGCGAUUUUUUCGGUCACUGAACGAGCGAUUCCCUAACGAUCGUCGGCCGCCUGAUGGAUUGAUAUAUGAGCGGAUUCGUUACUAUGAAGGCUAUCUAGACGGACCAAUAGAUGAGUGGGCUGCGAAAGAUUGGUGGGCCAUGCUGGAGACAACGCCUGGCAGUAAAAAGGGAAAAUACCUUCGCGCAUUCUUAAAGCAUCCACAAUUUCCCCAGAAAUUGGAUUCCCUGCUGGUCAUUCCUGGUCUAUGGGGAGGAAUGCGUAUUGGUCUUUUACACAAGUUGCUAACCAUGCAUUGCGAUGAGGUACGUCACUGUCUGGAAAUGCCGAAGCUUUCGCUGAUGCUUUACGUUGCAGCCAAUCCUAUGUUAUUGGAACUUGAUUUUGAAGACCUUUCUGAAAAUCGUGGGGGACCGUCCAGAGCUCCUGCCUCUGAUGGAUGGAGCAACGAUGAAAUUGCUUCAAUCUCGCGCACCUAA
Molecule: messenger RNA, 792 nt
Organism: Penicillium daleae
Lineage: Eukaryota; Fungi; Ascomycota; Eurotiomycetes; Eurotiales; Aspergillaceae
Exons: 2
Coding region: 1-792 (263 amino acids)
Source: RefSeq, a predicted model, not a curated record